AUGUAUUAUAGGAAAUUGACAGAUGACUACUACGAAGAAGUCUACACAAAAAAUGUAGAAAACAUUUCUUUUAUAAAAAUUGCUCGCAUGUUGUACUGUUUUUUCUCUGUAAUAUUGCUGCUAGGUUUUUCAUGUAUUACCCAUGGAAAUAAAGGAAUUGUUUAUUUAAUAUAUUCUUUUUUUCCUAGUUGUGUUUAUCUAUAUUGGUUUCGAAGAAAAAUCAAAAGGAAAAUAAAAUUUUCGCAUGUUAUAGAAAUGAUAUUAUAUGGAGCUAUACUAUCAAUAUUUUUUGCAGGCAUUUUAGAAUAUAUCUUAUCAUUUUGUUUUUUUUAUUUUUGUCAUAUAUGCUUUUUAAAGGAAAUCAAGGAAACUCCUCUACUUAUGUGCUCACUAGCUGUAUUCUUCUACUUCUUUUUUAUAGUGGCUUACGUAGAAGAACUGUCAAAAUUUUUUCCCAUGAUUUUUGUUCAUCUAAAUAAUAAAAAAUAUAAAAAGGAGUAUACAGAAUUACCAUUUGCUGAUAACAACACUAAUUUAAAUGAAAAUUUAUACGAUAAAGGAGAGAACAAGAAAGACAAUAAGAUGAUUAAAUUUAACUACAUUUACGUAAAUAGCAGAUUAGAAUAUAUUUUUUUUUCCUUGUGCUCUUCCGCUGGAUUUUCGAGCAGCGAAAACUUAUUUUAUACUACACAAACAACACGGCAGAAUUUUUUAACAGUUAUAACACUAAGAAAUUUGAUAUGUGUGUUGUUUCACAUGUGCUGCUCUGGGGUGUCAUCUAACAAUGUAGCUAGUCAUGUACAUUCUAAAAAUACCAAAGGGGCUAGAGUAAACGUGUUGCAUAUAUUAUGUUCCUUGUUUUCUUCUUCACUGUUUCAUGCGGUAUAUGACUAUUCAAUAUAUUUUAGUUCAUUAAAUAUACCUAAGUAUCAAGUUUGGUUUUUAACAAUUUUGUUCACAUACAGUUUUUUCUCCAUGUUGCUCAUGUUUUUUGUUGUAAUUAAAAGAAUAGUUUAA
Plasmodium malariae is the source of this 1017-nucleotide messenger RNA. RefSeq names its product conserved Plasmodium protein, unknown function. Gene Ontology annotation, molecular function: peptidase activity. The record is from RefSeq and is a predicted model, not a curated record. The transcript has 8 exons. The coding region runs from base 1 to 1017 and encodes 338 amino acids. Lineage: Eukaryota; Apicomplexa; Aconoidasida; Haemosporida; Plasmodiidae.